AUGGACACCUUGAUACCGAAAAGACACCGUCCAGCACGUCCUUCUUACCGACCUACUGUUCCUCUACAACACCAUCACCGCCUUCGCCCUCACCAUUCCUUCUACUACUCCACAGCAUCCCCCGACAAGAAUCUCCCGACAAUUCGUCAAAGCUAUCACCGCCUCAACGAGCACGCAUACGUGGCGAAUCCUCCAAAGAUGGUGCAAUGGGUAGUCGCAGUCACGCUGCUCGCGACCUUUUUGGCAUCGGCUCUCGCCGACUCAGUCGCCGCAGCAGCUGGUGGCAUCAAGCAUGUCCUGGUCCACGAAGCACAUGGAUACCACGAUGAAGUAUGGGCGGCAUUCCUUGGCGAUCUCGGCGCUUCACCGCACAUCAAGACGACAUUCAGUCGCCACUAUGUCCGGUGGAACAUGCCGAUCAUUACCGAUACAUUCUCCUCCGUCAAUCCGCUCACAAUCGUCGGCUUCAACGCCAGUAAACCGGAGUUCCCGAUCACGCCCGAGAUGGUGAUUGAAAACAAGGUGGAUUACAUCCUUUCCAUCAGCUGCGACGCCUCACUCUACUAUUUGCCCGCAGAGUUCCAGCGCCUCUAUCACGAAACCGAUGUGAAGCUGCUUUGCGUGAAUCACGACACCCAUAACAUGGCUGGUGCAGUCAAGCAGUAUCAUGACGUUACCAAGCUGUGGAUCGACUCGGAUCGAAUCACCUUCUUGGUCCUCAGCGAACACGUAGGCAAGGCACUUCAAAGGCAAAUGCUCAGCCGAGGAUCCAAGCCCAUCAGCUACGAGGUGUACAUUCCCGUCUUUGACCUUCCUUCCGGCAUCGAGACCGCGACAGCCGAAGACAAGCAGAUGCAGUUUGUCAUCCAAGGCAACUUUGAGCCUGGUCGCAGGGACUACGGUCUAGUCUUUGACCACUUUCGCAAGGGACUCGCUGCUCUCCCUCCCGCGUCCCUAAAGCCAAAGCUUGUCUUGAUCGGCUCAGGCAAGCCGCUGGCGAUUCCGUCCGACCUCAAGGGCAAUGUCGACAUGCACAUGAACCUCGAAUACCCAGAGUACUACAAGACGCUUGGUCGAUCAGCUGCACUGCUGCCGGCAUUUGGUCAAGCCUCGUACUACACCGAGAAAGCUUCGUCGACCAUCAAUGCCGCUAUCAUCGGUGGUGUCACCAUCAUCGGAAACCAAACCAUGCUCGACUCGUACACGUUCCUUGACGACCGCGUUGUUUUCAAAAUGCAGCCGGGGGAAUCGGAUGUCCAAGCAGCAAUGCGGUACUUGGCCUUAGACACGGCGACGAGGAACAGCAGGCUGAAGUACAUUCGAGAAUAUCGCCAUCGGGUCAUCAAACAGAAUCGCGAGCUGCUGGAGGAGCUCGUCAAUCCGCAGGCUGUCGCAGCUUUCAAGGCAAGCCACGAUGCAGUCGGUGCCUUCAGCGGGUACGUUGACCGAGUCAAGAGCGUACCGACGGAGCACCCGCGCUCGUCGGGUGCCGGGUUCGUGGUCUUCAUCGGUCUCGUCAUCGCUUUCGUCUUCAGAAGAUCGCUGGUGAAGCAGGCUCGACAGGCGAAGUACACGUACCUCGGUGGAAGGGAGCAUCACGUGCCCGUGUCGAUGGCGAGAAGUGAGACUUCCACGCCAGCUAUGCGAUCCGCUGCUUGA
This is a messenger RNA of Pseudozyma hubeiensis SY62, 1659 nucleotides long. RefSeq lists its product as hypothetical. Lineage: Eukaryota; Fungi; Basidiomycota; Ustilaginomycetes; Ustilaginales; Ustilaginaceae. The record is from RefSeq and is a predicted model, not a curated record. The transcript has a single exon. The coding region runs from base 1 to 1659 and encodes 552 amino acids.